AUGAAGACAUCAACCGCCCUCAUCAACGUCCUCCCUCUCCUCCUCAGUUCAGCAACCGCCUCCCCCGUCCCUGUUCCAGCACCAGCAGGACCUGUGAUCUCCCUCCAACAAUCCCCCAACUCCACCCACGUCCUCUCCGCCACCUUCCUCACCGACGACCUGCCAACAGGCUGCACCAACACCUCCCUGCACGAUAUGCACUGGACCGUGUCCGACUUCCACUACUCUUCUUCCCUCACGUACACCACGCCCUCGCACCGCGUCAACGGCGCCACGGUCAAAUUCAACCUCACCAGCAACGCGCUACCGGAGCUGAACGUGUACUGCGUUGCGUAUAGCACGGAUUACAUGGAUCCGUUCUAUGGGCAGCGGGUGUAUGAUUGCUCGACUGUGAUCAACUCGACAAGUGGCGGAGAGGUGAAGGAAGGGUUCAAGACGCAGUUUCGGUAUUGGAAGUCGAUUCAGGCGGUGGAGGUGAGGCAGAGGUGGGAGUGUGAUGAUUUGGCUGAGGGGCCAGGGAAUAUGCCGGGGAAUAUGGCCGUCUUCUCCGCCAACGGCACUUCUGCCAACCAGACGCCCAACUGCACCUUCGAGGAGCACCAGACGCCUCCAGCCGAGUGGAAGAAUGGCAUGAACUACUACUGGAACAUCCAGAAUUGCGAUCUGCCUGAGUUCUCAUUUGUGCCGUCUGAGCUUCAGGUGUUUGCCCACAGAGCCGCCCCUUACUACCCGCCUUCCAUCGCCCAAAACAUCACCGAUGGCAUCCUCUCCAAAACCUCGCACCUCCAAAUCGAGCUUGCCAAGCUCAGGAGGACGCUCGGACACGAAGUCAUCGUCGAAGCCGACUGGCAGCGUAUCCUGGACGAAUAUGGCGAACAAGAAGAGCCCUCAAAUGGAAUCGUCGGACUGGCCGCCCAUAUCCUGCUUCAAUGGAGCAGUGAGUUGCGCGUAAUACUUGGUCGCUCCGGAAUAGAUGACUGGUUGACCAGCCUUCUUGAUUGCGUGGUCGAAGCCGGGGGCAAGCUGAGGGUCAUGUUGGACCUGUGGGAGGACAUUCAACUGGGUACCACUUGGUCCGAAGAAAGAAAAGGGUUCUUUGUGCACUUGCCCAAGCACUACUUAUUUGCGAAGAAGGCGUACUUUAGUGGGAAUAACUCGGUUCGCGAGGGGUUCAGGAAGGGGCUUCUGUCGUGCAACUUCCAGGCAACGGAAGAAGGAAAGAAGAAGAACUUGAACCCCGAGCCGGAAAAGGGAGCGGGAACGGCCAAGGAGUUGGAGUUGGGGUUGGCGCAGCUUGGUGUCAGGGACGAGAACUCGGUAGGAGAAGGGCCAAGCGCUCCGGCCGCCGCUUGUGAUGCAACGACCGCCGCAACGUCGAAGACGACCACAACCGCAACCUCGUCCUCUACCGAGCCAACCCCAACCCCCUUCCCAACGGUCGACUCCCUUCCGUCGCUGGUCGAACUCUGCUCAAAGCCGCCCUACCAUCUCACCAUCCAGGAACAUCCAAGUUGUAUCAUCAUCUUUGGUAGCCACGGCCGCUCGAUCAAACUCAUUGAUCUGUAUAUCAGCAAAUGGACUCCCGAUGUUGUCAUGAACAGUGCAGAUACGCCACCGACUGGUAUUCCUCCCGCGGUGGACGGCAUACUCCAUGACGUCAUGAGUGAGCUAACAAUCGACAAAAGCAUGCAUGUAAAGGGGUCAAGGAGGCCGUUGUCAAUGACGAUGCCGAUGGUGUUGGCUAUCGUGGAGGGAACGCUGGGCUACAGGGUCGUGUGGCAGGGACGCGGAGAGUAUCGGUUGAGGAGAGAUGCGCCGUUUGUGUAA
Molecule: messenger RNA, 1827 nt
Organism: Sordaria macrospora k-hell
Lineage: Eukaryota; Fungi; Ascomycota; Sordariomycetes; Sordariales; Sordariaceae
Source: RefSeq, a predicted model, not a curated record